Molecule: messenger RNA, 2438 nt
Organism: Cucurbita maxima (winter squash)
Lineage: Eukaryota; Viridiplantae; Streptophyta; Magnoliopsida; Cucurbitales; Cucurbitaceae
Product: transcription factor GTE8-like
Exons: 9
Coding region: 510-2351 (613 amino acids)
Molecular function (GO): protein binding
Source: RefSeq, a predicted model, not a curated record
UCUUAGCAUAGUAGACUAGAGAGCGAGUGCUCUCUCUCUCUCUAGGUCUUCGACGCGGUUUUCUCUUCUUUUCUUUUCUUCUCUUCGAUCUUCGAUUGUCGUUGUUUUGCUGCAAGUUUUCAGGGAUUCGAGGUUUGGACGUUCUGUUUACACUCUCUGCUCGUGUUUGAAGUUCGAUUUGAAGUUGUUGGAUUCAGUGGUGGUUUCUGAUCUACGCUUCUGAAUUGGGGUUUUCUCGGUUCUUCAGUUGUUGGGGGGUUGUUCUUGCGAUUCAGACAGUGUGAGAGGUUUUGUUGUGUGGAGCUAUUGGACUAGGAAGCUUGUGAGGCUACUGCUGAGUGGGAAGGAAUUUUCGAUCUUGGUGUUUUCACUUUCUUCAGGGUUUAGCCUGAAUGGUUUGGCGUGUUUGCAGUGGAGGUGCAUGAUCACGCUCGUGUUCAGUUAGUCUGCAUUCUUGAAGAACCAGAAUUGCUCCAAGGCUCUACCGAAGCAGCUCGUGGUUCAUAUAAAUGGAUAUAAGGACGGAAAAGAAUAUUAGAUACCCGGAAAGAUACUAUGGUAGUAGUUCCUUUUGCACUGCUGGUGAAUCAGAGGGCUCUGGAAGCUCGGGAAGAAUUGAUCCUGAGAUUGCUGUUUCGGAAGUUUCUAGCACGCCGAUGAGAAGAUGUAUGAGUUUUAAUUCUGAUAGGCAUGAAGGGUUGCGAGUCCGAACCCAAGUUCUUCCCUUGACAAGCCUGUUGCAAUCCGAGAGGAAGGACUUGGUUUACAGGUUGAGAAAUGAACUGGAACAGAUUCAGACCCUCAGAAAGAAAGUAGAAUUGCUUAGAACAAAUAGUUUUACAGUCUCAUCUUCGAGUGAUAUUCUUAGUUGUAGCAAUGUACACGAUGGGCCAUCAGCUGAACACAUUAAAAAUACCUCAAAUUUGUCUUCUGGGCAACGAAAGAAAUCUAAUGUUCCAAGCCAUAAGAAAGGGCAAGGAUGCAGUCGGGUUGCUUCGGGUAAAGUUGGGUCUACCGUGCAAGCAUCUGUUUCCAACACCACAACCGCUACUUCAGCGAUUUUGAUGAAACAGUGUGAACAACUUUUGAAAAGAGUAAUGUCACACCAGUAUGGCUGGGUAUUUAACACUCCUGUUGAUGUGGUGAAGCUAAAUCUCCCUGAUUAUUUCACAAUUAUCAAGCACCCAAUGGAUUUGGGAACUGUGAAAACUAAGUUAUCUUCUGGAGCAUACUCAAGUCCACUGGAUUUUCUUGCUGAUGUGAGGCUCACUUUCAACAAUGCAAUGACAUACAACCCUCCUGGCAAUGAUGUGCACAUCAUGGCUGAUGUUCUUAACUCAUUUUUUGAUAUGAGAUGGAAAGCUAUUGAGAAAAAACUUCCAAAAAUGGAUGGUCAUGCAUUGCCAACUAAAUCUAGACCUCGAGAAGAUAUUGAGACUGUUAAGAACGUACCUCCAAAAAAGAUGAAAGUUGCUUCUAGGCCCCACGAAAUUACACCCAUACCCGCCAAGCGUGUAAUGACAGACGAAGAAAAGCUAAUAAUAGCAGAUUCAGACUCUUCUAGUUCUGAAAAUGAAUCCGAGCGUGAUAAAGCUCCAAUUCAUGUGCACGAGCAGGUUCCAGAAACAAUUGGCUCCACAGGUCUAGUAAUUGAAACGGCAACCUCGGGCGGACCAUUUGAAAGGAAUCAAUCUGAAGGUGGCUAUGAACAACUUGAGCAGACUUCCGGCAAGCCCAGUUCUACCGAGUCAGACUGCAAUCAGGAUGGUAACUACGCUGCAUCUGAGAAGCCGGUCUCCCCCGAGCGGCUUUUUCGGGCUGCUCUGCUUAAAAACCGAUUUGUUGACACAAUUUUAAGAGCUAAAGAAAAGACGAUGGCACAGGGCGACAAUGGCGAUCCUGAGAAGUUGAGACAGGAGAGGGAGGAGCUGGAGCAGGAGCAAAGGAAAGAAAAAGCACGACUACUAGCAGAAGCAAAGGCUGCACGCGAUGCACAAAGACAAGCCGAAGCCGAAGCUGCAGCUGAAGCUAAACGAAAGAGGGAACUCGAUAGAGAAGCAGCACGACAGGCAUUGCUCCAGAUUGAGAAAACCGUCACAAUAGACGAGAACUCCCAAUUCCUGGAAGACUUGGAGAUGCUUAGAACCACUCAUACCGAACCCCUGCCGAGCUCGGUGGAUGAGACAAUCCCCGAUCACUCGCAAGACGGUCUGGGCAGUUUCAAAUUUGUAGGGAGCAAUCCAUUAGAACAACUCGGGUUAUUCAUUAAAGCAGACGAAGAGGACGAGGAAAACGAGCCAAAUUAUAUCUCGAACUCUAUAAAAGAUGUAGAAGAAGGUGAAAUUGAUUAGAGGAUAAAAUAGUGUGAUGUUGAAUUCAAUGGUAGAAUUGAAUAAUCAAUCCCUUUUGACUGAAGACAGUAACUGGUGUGUGACUCC